This is a messenger RNA of Diuraphis noxia (Russian wheat aphid), 666 nucleotides long. RefSeq lists its product as uncharacterized. Gene Ontology annotation, biological process: regulation of DNA-templated transcription. Lineage: Eukaryota; Metazoa; Arthropoda; Insecta; Hemiptera; Aphididae. The record is from RefSeq and is a predicted model, not a curated record. Gene Ontology annotation, molecular function: DNA binding; DNA-binding transcription factor activity, RNA polymerase II-specific.
CUCACGUACGCGCGCACGCUGCAGACAUAUAACACAAGGUACCGCCACCACCUCGACAUGACCGAGUCCGGAGUGGCCGUCCGCAGGCCACUGUCGCCCAGAAAGUUUUUCGCCAUGUUGUACGAGACGGACGCCGCCGCCGCCGCCGAAAACGUCUGUCGUCCGCUUCAAGGCCGCGCCGUCGAUGUCCCGCUACAGCAGUGGUACGGACUAAGGCGGCCGCGGCCACCCAUCCCAGUACAACUCGCGGCCACGGCAGCCAACUCGGAUACGUCACUGCAGCAGCGCACCGUUGUGGUCGUCCGGCCCACCGCGGCGUACGUCGAACACACGUUCGCCGCCGGCCUGACCGCUUUCCUCGAAAGGAGACGACGGAAAGAAGGCCGGGCGCCACGGCGGCAGAGGACCACGUUCAGUCCGGAACAGACACUGAGUCUGGAAAUGGAAUACAGGAACAACGAGUACGUGUCCCGGAACAGGAGAUCGGAAUUGGCCAGCUCAUUAGAUUUAUCUGAAACGCAGGUGAAGAUUUGGUUUCAAAAUCGCAGGGCCAAGGACAAGAGGCUAGAAAAGACACAUUACGAUCAGCAAAUCAGGCAGAUGUUCCAGCAAAACGGGUUCAUUUUGCCGAAGAUUUAACGGCGGAUUAAAUGUGGACGACAAUAA